Messenger RNA from Eutrema salsugineum, 2094 nucleotides. RefSeq names its product GDSL esterase/lipase At5g45670. NCBI's taxonomy places the organism in Eukaryota, Viridiplantae, Streptophyta, Magnoliopsida, Brassicales, Brassicaceae. The record is from RefSeq and is a predicted model, not a curated record. Gene Ontology annotation, molecular function: hydrolase activity, acting on ester bonds. The transcript has 5 exons. The coding region runs from base 833 to 1915 and encodes 360 amino acids.
GAGUGAUCUCAGCCGUUAGAUUUUGAGUAUUGUUGCAAUGGCAAGUGUGGUGGACCCUUCAUUUCAUGGUGUCAUGUUUGUUACAUUAUGCCAUUUCAUUUCAAGGACUAUAGUCAUUUUGUUUUUUCUUUUCUUCCACAUGCGUUGUGCUGAAAUAAGCCAAACAUGUUAAGCUGAGUACAUUUUGUUUAAAGAGAUUAUUGGUUUGAUAACAUUGGUCGAGGUUACAUACUUAAUCACCCGUGAUAUUCAUAUGACCAAAGUGUAUGUUGAAAAUAAAUAGAAUAGGAGAAUAAUUAUGUCACUUUGCAAUUCUAUAAUUGGAGUAAUCAGAGAGUGUUAGUUGAACAAAAUGUUUUCUUCAGUUUCCAUCUCGAGACAAGUUUUGUAACUUUCUCUUGAGCUUUGAUACUUUUGAGGGAGAAAAGUCAAUAGCUCGAAUUCCAAAGGAAAGACAUUAAAAUCGAACCGUCACAUUUACAAGUUGAUUCACAGUAAAGAAAUUAAACAAACAUCGACAGAGAGUAAUAACUCUCCACCAUCUUCAGUUUUAUGUCUCUAGAUCGUGGAUCCACACAAAAAAAAAACUCUAAAUUAUUUCACAUAUAUAACCACACAUUCAUUUACUUUUUACAUUUAAACAUCCAAACAUCAUCGCCGCGUGAACAUUUAAUGCUUCUUCAACCGCUAGAAAACUUGAUAAAAUAACAUUUUCUCAUUCUCUCCAUUUUCUUCAAACAAUAGUAUUAUAUAAACUCAUUUUUCGUUCUUCACAAUCCCAAAACCAUCAAUCUUUCCUCUCCCUAUUCAUAAUCUUGUUCUUAGAAGAGAGAUGGCGAGAAUGUGUUUGAUGAUGAUGAUUAUGGUUGCUAUGACCAUUAACAUGGUUGCAAGUGAUCCAAUUGCACCAUGUUACUUCAUAUUUGGUGACUCUUUGGUUGAUAAUGGCAACAAUAAUCAGCUUUCGUCAUUAGCUAGAGCUAAUUACUUUCCUUAUGGUAUUGAUUUUGCUCUUGGUCCAACCGGUCGGUUUAGCAACGGCAAAACCACAGUCGAUGUUAUCACUGAGCUUUUGGGUUUCGACGACUACAUUACACCGUACGCCGCCGCAAGAGGACAAGACAUUCUCCGUGGAGUUAAUUAUGCUUCCGCUGCUGCCGGAAUCCGAGAAGAAACCGGCAGACAAUUGGGAGGUAGAAUAGCAUUUGCAGGUCAAGUAGCUAACCACGUGAACACAGUGUCACAAGUAGUGAACAUACUCGGUGAUGAGAACCAAGCCUCGAGUUACCUCAGCAAAUGCAUUUACUCGAUCGGAUUAGGAAGUAACGAUUAUCUCAACAACUACUUCAUGCCUACUUUUUACUCUACCGGUAACCAAUUCACGCCUGAAUCCUUUGGCGACGAUCUCAUUGCCCGUUACACCGAGCAACUCCGGAUAUUGUAUAACAAUGGAGCGAGGAAGUUUGCGUUAGUUGGAGUUGGUGCGAUCGGUUGCAGCCCGAACGAGCUAGCUCAAAACAGUAGAGACGGGACAACAUGUGACGAAAGGAUCAAUUCAGCGAACAGAAUCUUCAACAGCAAGCUCAUAACUAUAGUCGACCAAUUUAACCAAAACACUCCUGACGCCAAAUUCACUUACAUCAACGCAUAUGGCAUCUUCCAAGAUAUCGUUGCAAACCCUGCUCGUUACGGGUUUAGAGUGACAAAUGCAGGAUGUUGUGGAGUUGGGAGGAACAAUGGACAGAUAACUUGUCUUCCUGGUCAAGCUCCAUGUUUGAAUAGGAAUGAGUAUGUGUUUUGGGAUGCUUUUCAUCCCGGUGAAGCUGCGAAUAUUAUUAUUGGAAGAAGAUCGUUUAGGCGAGAAGCUGCUUCUGAUGCUCAUCCUUAUGAUAUUCAGCAACUAGCAACUCUCUAAAGAGAGAGAAAGAGAAGGAGAAAGACAAAAAGAAACUUGUUUCUUUUGUUUGUUUGUUUUGAUAGUUCCUCAAUGGUAAACUGAGUUUGGACUCAUGAAGAAAGUGUGAUGUCAAAUUUGGGUUUUGUUGUGUGUGGUGUGAUAAUGUGUUUAUGUAAUGAUUUGGAGUUACUGUUUAA